This is a messenger RNA of Parascedosporium putredinis, 843 nucleotides long. Lineage: Eukaryota; Fungi; Ascomycota; Sordariomycetes; Microascales; Microascaceae. The record is from the annotation of a GenBank genome assembly.
AUGACAUCGUCGCCCCAAGCAAUACAUAACCCCACCCCCGGGACCGCGUCGCCAUUUCCUGAGCUCGAAUCCGAAUCACCCACAGCAGCCAUCGCGCCCGUUAGCAGGUCCAACACCGACAAGAACACGCGGCCCCCUCUAACGCUCGCAGGGCGGCUUCGCACGCUUUCCAAAAGUUUUGAGGAGUCGGACUUGCCCGAAGGUUUCUUCACCGCGACGGGGUCUUUCGCUUCCUCCGUGCUGGCCCCACAGACUAGGCGGAGAAGCUCACUAGCGUCCAGCGGAACCUCGCCCAUCGACUCGCCCACGCCUGGCGACGUUCGAACGAGUAGGACCGGAUCACUGUCCUCCCACCACCUCGCCGCCCGGUCGAGAAGGGCCACCGAGCCUCUAGCCGAGACCGCCGCCGAACACGAGCCUGCCGCCGAAAUGAUUCCCAACGGCCACCAAAACAUGACGGAAAAGGGAGCGAGGACGAGUCGGGACGAGGGUGGCGUAGGCGAGACCCUCGGCCACUCGACAGCGACGUCGACGAGCCAAGAGAAGGGCGGCGCCGAGAUCCCUUAUACGGGAACAGCCCCUUUGAGAACGGGUACCACUUCCCGCCCUCACACGGGUUUCGGCCUCGCCCCGUGGAGGAUACGCGAUCUUUACUACCUCAUGAAGUACCGGCUCCGCGGCGAUCACCUCGCCCUACGACGUCUCGCGGGAUUACACCCCGGCUGGUUCCGUCUCCCAGGCUCCGAGAAGAUCCCCAUCCACAUCGUGGCCGACGACUUUGCUGAGGCCGAGGAUGAUGACUCGGCCGGCGGGGAGUGGACUCCUUUCCUUCCUUACCCCUGA